CCCACGCAGGAACUACUCUAAACGAAAGCACCAAUUUGUUGCACUUUGUCGCAUUGAGAGCCACACAAGAGGCGUGAAAAUGCAAUUCGCUGUGGUGCUGUGCUGCCUGAUGGGCACCGCUUUUGCUGGCGAGUUGGUAAAGCGUGAAGCCCCACUCCCAUCAAGCUACUUGCCACCCUCUUCUGGCCACCACGGCGGAGGACACUCUGGCGGAUAUUCUGGCGGACAUUCUGGCGGACAUUCCGGUGGAUUCGGUGGUGGAUUUGGUGGAAGCGCUCCUUCGGGAUCCUAUGGAGCCCCCGCUCCUCCAUCAAGCUCUUAUGGGCCACCAUCCCAGUCGUAUGGCCCACCUCCGUCCCGUCCUUCACCCAGUUACGGACCCCCACCAUCUGUCCCAGCUCCAAGCUACGGACCUCCGCCUUCCAGGCCAUCUCCUAGCUACGGACCUCCUCCAUCUCGUCCCUCUCCCAGCUAUGGACCCCCACCGUCCAGGCCUAGCUCUAGCUACGGACCCCCACCAUCCAGGCCAUCCUCCAGCUAUGGUCCUCCACCAUCCCGUCCUUCAUCCAGCUACGGACCCCCUCCGUCUAGGCCCUCAUCCAGCUAUGGCCCACCCCCAUCCAGGCCCUCUUCCAGUUACGGACCUCCCGCCACUUCCUACGGCGUCCCAGCCGCUCCCUCCUCAUCUUACGGAGCCCCUAGCUUCGGCGGAUCAUCCCACGGUGGCAGCUUCGGUGGCUCUUCUCACGGCAGCUUCGGUGGAUCUUCCCAUGGUGUCUCCUCUUCGUACGGCGCUCCUGCUCCUCCAUCCUCGUCUUACGGACCACCAUCCUCCAGCUAUGGCGCUCCCGCUCCUCCAUCGUCCUCGUACGGAGCUCCUAGCGCUCCAUCCUCGUCUUAUGGAGCUCCCGCCCCACCAUCGUCCAGCUAUGGAGCCCCCGCCCCACCAUCCUCAAGCUACGGAGCUCCACCAUCCUCUAGCUACGGCGCCCCAUCCGGCGGAUACUCUGGCGGCGGCGGCGGACAUUCUUCUCACGGAUCUUCCCACGGCAGCAGCUUCGGCGGUGGCUUCGGAGGUGGAUUCGGCGGUGGACACUCAGGCGGAUACUCCGGAGGACACAGCUCUGUGCCUGAGACCAUUCCCCAGAGCUACUCCUCCAACGGUGGCUACAGCUACUAGAGCAUCUCGCGAGUUUGUCCUGGCGCUCCUCGUGGUGCUGAUAACCACGAGGCCAGGCUCAAAGCCUACCAAACCCCAGAUUGCAAUCUGAAAUGUGCCUGAACUUCAUUCCCAUGCCCAUGUCUAUGUUUCUAGUGUAAAUUAUUUAAUUUUUCUUGUUUUCUCGUGUGUAUUAUUAAUUGUAUAGCCAAAUAAGUGUCUAUCCCAUUCUCCUACUCUCAUUCUGUCUCCGUCACAAAUAUAUAUAUACAAUUUCACAUUGCAACGCAGAACGGCUCAGAGACACAAGGUAAAAACCCUAAAAGCUCGAAAUACUCAACCGAAAUACUUGUGUUUUUGUACAACUUGGAAGGUCUUUUGUAAUAAAAUUCUCAAGAUGU
Phlebotomus argentipes is the source of this 1560-nucleotide messenger RNA. RefSeq names its product pro-resilin-like. The transcript has 6 exons. The record is from RefSeq and is a predicted model, not a curated record. Lineage: Eukaryota; Metazoa; Arthropoda; Insecta; Diptera; Psychodidae. Bases 80 to 1180 code for a protein of 366 amino acids.